Lachancea mirantina is the source of this 777-nucleotide messenger RNA. Lineage: Eukaryota; Fungi; Ascomycota; Saccharomycetes; Saccharomycetales; Saccharomycetaceae. The record is from the annotation of a GenBank genome assembly.
AUGAGAUCCGUAAAAUGCGUCAUUGUCGGUGACGGUGCUGUUGGUAAGACAUCUUUGCUGAUUUCUUAUACCACGAACACAUUUCCGCAGGAUUACAUUCCAACCGUGUUUGACAACUACACGACGACAAUUGCGCUCCGAGAUCCGAAAACGAGCGAGCCACAAGUGUUCAAGCUCAACUUGUGGGACACCGCUGGCCAGGAGGAGUACGACCGGCUGAGACCGCUGUCGUACCCGCAAACAGACGUGUUUUUGCUGUGUUUCAGUGUGAACGAGCCCAACUCGUUCGAGAAUGUCAAGGACAAGUGGUUUCCGGAGAUUCGACACAACACGAACUACGAGAACAUGGAGCUGUUCCAGCAGUGCGGCAAGUUCCCGAUUUUGCUUGUGGGCACAAAGGCAGACCUGCGUGAGGAAGAACACGAACAGGACCGGCUUAGAGAGCUGAACGCCGAUUUCGUGUCGAAAAGCCAGAUCGACCAAUGCGUGGCUCAUUGCGGGUUUAUGGGCUACGUCGAGUGUUCUGCUGCGACGCAGGCCGGUGUUGCUGAGGUUUUCGAACGAGCUGCACAAUGUGCCGUGACCGAGCCCGAAAAACUGCUCGCGCAAAGCAAACAGCAAGAAACCAAGAGUGCGAACCCGGCCAUCCACGAACGCAAUGGCGGUGCGGGCAAAAACUCUACGGUUGGCGCAGGCGCUUCUACGAAAAAUACGGGCUCUACUGGAAUUGCCAAGAGGGUUAAAAAGAGAAGAUCCAAUAAAUGCACCAUUUUGUAG